Molecule: messenger RNA, 1939 nt
Organism: Ipomoea nil (Japanese morning glory)
Lineage: Eukaryota; Viridiplantae; Streptophyta; Magnoliopsida; Solanales; Convolvulaceae
Exons: 3
Coding region: 201-1625 (474 amino acids)
Source: RefSeq, a predicted model, not a curated record
CUCCAAAACGGCAUGCCCUUUGGCCUUUACCCCCUACUGCUCUGCUUCCUUUAGUUUCCUUUUUCAGUGAGACCGCAGCUGAGCAGUGUGUACUGUGUACCCAUUCUCCAAUCCUUUCCACUCCCUCCUGUCUCUGCAAAUUCUCCCCAUUUUGCUUCUUUGGAGUUGAGGGAGAGAGGGUUUAGGGCGUUCUUGAAAGAAUGGAGAGAAAGCAAGGAUUUUUUUCGGCUCUGAAAGAGGAGGUGGUUAGAGGGUUAUCUCCGGGGAGGUCGAGGUCGAGGGGCCGGAGCCCGUCUCCGUCGGGUUCGGGUCUUCUCCGGCGCCGGCGUGCGAGCCACGCUCCGCCCCCGGAUGUCUACAUUUCGAGAUCGGGGAGCCUGAGGCCCGGCGGCGUGGAGACGCUGUCGCCGCUGAUGGAGGGCCCGGAUCCGAACGCGUCGGAGUGCGGCGGCGACUCCAAGAGCGAGAAGUGGGGACACUGGAUGAAGGGCCAGCUGUGCCGGGCCCCGUCCGUUUCCGUUUCCGGGUCGAGCUUCCAGCAGCGCUCGGAUCUGAGGCUGCUGCUCGGCGUCUUGGGUGCGCCGCUUGCCCCCGUGCAUGUUAGCAACAAUGACCCUUUGCCUCAUCUCAGCAUUAAAGACACCCCCAUUGAAACUUCAUCGGCUCAGUACAUCUUGCAGCAGUACACAGCGGCGUCUGGAGGGCAAAAGCUGCAAAAUGUGAUUCAUAACGCUUAUGCGAUGGGGAAGGUUAAGAUGUUGGCGUCUGAUAUUGAGACGGCCACCAAGGUCAUAAAGAGCAAGAACUCUUCGAAAACUGCAGAGUCGGGUGGAUUCGUGCUUUGGCAAAUGAACCCGGAUAUGUGGUACGUUGAGCUUGCGUUGGGGAGCAGCAAAGUUCAUGCGGGUUGUAACGGGAGACUUGUUUGGAGGCAUACGCCUUGGCUUGGCGCUCAUGCGGCUAAAGGUCCUGUCAGACCCUUACGACGUGCUCUUCAGGGACUCGAUCCACGAACCACUGCAAACAUGUUUGCCAAUGCAAAGUGCACGGGGGAAAAGAAAAUCAACGGUGAGGACUGCUUUGUUCUCAAACUAUGUGCUGACCCGCAUACAUUGAAGGCCAGAAGCGAAGGACCGGCAGAGAUCAUUAGGCACGUUUUGUUUGGUUAUUUCAGCCAGAAAACCGGGCUUCUUGUACACUUGGAAGACUCCCACCUGACUCGUAUCCAAACAAACGGAGGAGAUGCUGUUUACUGGGAGACCACGAUCAAUUCAUUCCUCGAUGAUUAUAGACCCGUCGAGGGGAUCAUGAUCGCUCACUCGGGCCGAUCAGUGGUGACACUUUUCCGCUUUGGUGAAACUGCCAUGAGCCACACGAAAACCAGGAUGGAAGAAGCAUGGACUAUUGAGGAAGUGGCGUUCAACGUUCCGGGUCUUUCAGAAGAAUGUUUCAUCCCUCCCGCUGAGCUAAGAUAUGGUUCGAUCGGUGAAGCCUGUGAACUUUCUCAAGGGCAGAGAGUACAAACCACCAUGGCUGCUGCAGCAGCAUACCGAGCAAAAGUUGCUGCACUGGAGAAAUCUCGCGAUGGCAAUGUCAAUAAUAUUGUACUGAGGAUGAACAUUUAACCGUAAAGAAAGAGGUCUUUUCUGCAUAAUUUUUCAAGAUGGUUAGGCCGGGAGAACCAGAAUCCAGAGGUAAAUAAUUACCGAGUUAGGAUUCUAGAAUGUCAGUGAUUAAGGAAUUUUGAACUCGAACACAGGUCUUCUACCGUCUACCCUACUACCUCAAUCUGUACAUAUUCAGUGUCUUUAGUAUCAUUCAGCACUUGUAUUUUGCUAUUUCCUCCUAACAUGAGAUCACGCAUAACUCUUUUAUGAUCGUCAAUUGUAAGCUUUAGAUCCAUGUUUUUUAUGCAAUGAUUUUCUAAAGUUUUAGUUCA